Temnothorax curvispinosus is the source of this 1829-nucleotide messenger RNA. RefSeq lists its product as uncharacterized. NCBI's taxonomy places the organism in Eukaryota, Metazoa, Arthropoda, Insecta, Hymenoptera, Formicidae. The annotation marks the transcript as partial. The transcript is spliced from 3 exons. The record is from RefSeq and is a predicted model, not a curated record.
GUAAUUCAUUUAGGCGCAUUCCACCUCCAGCGCCUCUAGCCAUGGCCAGCGCCUCCAGCAAUAUAGGAACUAAAAAAAAAAAGCAAGACAACCAAGAUGAAAGGUCAGCCCUGAAAACGGUGACCAAUGAUAAGGGUAUACUAGAGAGAAGGACCAGUCCCAGGCUGAAAGCCAGGCUGGACAAAGAGCACAAAGAGGGGUCAUCCAACGACGGGCAGGAUAAAUUAACUACUACGGCUGAGUUUCGGGCGAGCUCAGUCGAAGAUUCAGUUAUCGCUCAAGUGGAAGCUAAAGCUUCCAGAGAACAGGAGAGGAAGAAUACUAUGGGCAAGGUCAAACCGACAGCCCAAGGACCAAAAAGUGCGAGGGAUAAAUCAAGAGACAAAAGUCGCUCUCGCUCACGUCCACACAAUCGGAGGCAGGGGUCCCCCGAACUGAUGGACACCUCGAAAGGAAACAUAAACUCGGGAAAUAAUAGUACCCUGUCCAUUCGGAAUAGAACGGAACAGGCUUUCCGAAUCAUUGAUGACGUUGAGAAAAACAUCAUGGGAGAGGAGUCAAAUACGACUAACACGAGGACGUUGUCCACCUCGUUGCAGAGUACGGAGCUCAACGAUGACACAAUCGUCAUUCCAUCAGACGAUGGGAGUGACGAAGGAAGUAGAAGAAACAAGACCCAAAUUGCACGGGCCAUGAGCCUGGAAAAGAAGAAGCAGAAGUGGGCUCAACAAGCUGAAAAUGAAGAGAAGGGAAAACUUAGAGAGAUGCUGGACCCCCGUGUGGCUCCAACUCUCUCUAAAAGUAGAAGAGAGAAGGAACGCAAGCUGAUGGAGCAGCUAAAAUACGCUCCCACGGAAAAACUACCCAAUGUAGUUUUAGAGCAGGUUCGUACGCUCGACAAGUACAUCAAUCGUGCAAAAAUACAGGGACCAAUCCAAGGUCACCUAAACACAGUGGCCGCUACCGUCACCGCAGCAGUUACCAGGCUGGUUGGUCGGAUGGGUAACGAACCGGGAACGGAGCAUAAUAGUGAACUGGAUGAGCUCAGGAACAGGCUCAGCGCGCUCGAGGAGAAGAAUCGACAACUACGCAAACGCAUUGAGGCGAAUCAUCGUCCCGCGGAUAAGGUGGCUGCAAUGGAAGUUAGUCCACAAACCAGCAGCCAUAACUCCCCUAUUAAUAGGAGUAAAAGUAGGGUUAACCGAUUCCCAGAAGAUUCUUCAUCGGACGAGGAAGAACGGAAAAUUCGGGAAAACGAGAAACGUAAAAACUCUGAGAUCAACAAACGGAAAAUCUUAGAGGAAAUUGCGAAGGAGGGAACCCCACCAGUGUAUAGAGCGGCUCUAAGAGGAGUCAGACCCGUUCUACUGGACCCUGGCAUCCCUCCGGGUGGCGCCGCCCCUCUAGGGAUCCCACAAUCGGAGUUAUCGUUGGAGGAACGGAUAUUACACCGACUAUCCAACAGGAUGGAAAUGUUAUUGGCACCUAUUAUGGGAAAGUUUAAUAGCCUUAACAAAGACAACAAGACCAAGGCAGCAGCAGAGAAGGCUAGCACCUCUGGUAAGAAGAGCAGCUCCAAUCCUCCGGCUAAACCGUCUAACAGCGGUAAUACUAAACGGAAGAAUAAGAAGAAGGCGACUGACAAUAAAAAAGGGAGAAACGGUGGUGAACCUACGGACAAAGGCACAUAUGCCGGGACGCAAAAAGCCAUUGAGCAGGCAGGUCCUAGUUCAUACGCCAUGGUAACCAAACGCGGGAAGAAACCGGAUAAACAAGCACCGGGCACGAUGCCGACUGGUGGGAACCAAAAAGGUGUAGUUACUGAUUGA